Molecule: messenger RNA, 927 nt
Organism: Colletotrichum godetiae
Lineage: Eukaryota; Fungi; Ascomycota; Sordariomycetes; Glomerellales; Glomerellaceae
Product: methyltransferase domain-containing protein
Exons: 4
Coding region: 1-927 (308 amino acids)
Source: RefSeq, a predicted model, not a curated record
AUGUCGAAGGUUGACGGAGCCGAAUUCGGCGAAUUUGCUUUUUGGGGAGUAGAGCCAGAAGGCGGUUCUAUGAACGAAAUGCAAGUCGCAAACAGCCAGAUCGUCGUGGGGGAUAGGAAUAAGGCGGCUCCGUGGUACUCCAUCGAGGCUCAAAUCUCCCCUGAGGCGCGCAAGAUGCUCGAGGAGUAUGCCGGCAUCCCGCCAGACGAGGUCAGAGAUCACGUCGUCGCCAUGCGCGACAAGAUCUGGGAAGUCUUCCCCUACCCCUGCAUCGGCGAAUUCCACUUCCUCGACUUCAACCUCUCCCACCGCCCAGGCUACCCGCAACUCCUCGCCCGCCUGCAGGACAACCCGGACGCACGCCACCUCGACAUCGCCUGCUGCGUGGGCCAGGACCUCCGGCGCCUCGUCUACGACGGCAUCGACUCAUCAAAGAUCGUGGCCAUCGAGCUGGAGCAGGGCUACAUCGACGCCGGAUACGAGCUCUUCCGUGACCGGGCCAGCCUCAAAACACGCUUCGUCAACGCGGACAUGUUAGACGACGGGGACGCGCGAUUAGACGCCAUAGAGGGCACCUUCGAUACCGCUCACCUGGGUCUAUGUCUACAUCUGUGGACGAGGGAGAACCAGAUGGUUGUGCUGAGACGGGUGAUUCGGUUGUUGAAGAAGGAGCCUGGGGUGAUGAUUGUGGGACAUGCUGCUGGUCAUGCUGAUGGGAUUGAGUUGGCGGGGAUUCAUAAUAAGCCUGCGUUGAGGCAUAACUUGAAGACUUGGGAGAAGAUGUGGGCCGAGUUGUCGGAGCAGACUGGGAGUAAGUGGAAGCUUAGGACGGUGGUGUCUGAGCAGAUUGGGUCUCGAGGUGUUGUGAGGCCUAGCUGGUGGGGGACCGACAUGAGAUUUGUCGGCUUCGAGCUCACUAGGGAGUAG